CCUCCCUCUCUGUAUGUGCAGUGAGUGAGAGGGGAAGUCACUACUAGCAGCAGCAGAGGCAGCGUGCCUGCUCCAGUAAAUGCCAUACCCUCUGUUCCCAUUUACACACACACCUACAUAUACAUAAACACAUAACACUACACAUUCACAACUCCGGUUCUUUGGCUUCACGAUUCUUCAGUUCUCCUGUUCAUCAUAUCCUUGAUCCUGAACCCAGUGGCAGUGGUCAAAAAUACAACAUCGCGCAUCUGCUGCUUUUUGUAUAAUUUCUCUCCUCUUCUGAAUGACGGGCGGACGGUUUGACUUCGACGAUGGUGGCACAUACUGCGGCGGCUGGGAAGAUGGGAAAGCCCACGGGCACGGCAUCUGCACCGGCCCCAAGGGCCAGGGCGAGUACGCCGGGUCCUGGUCGCACGGCUUUGAGAUAGUAGGCGUUUACACCUGGCCCAGCGGGAAUAUGUACGAAGGAUACUGGGCACAGGGCAAAAGGCAUGGGUUAGGCGUAGAGACGAAAGGAAGGUGGCUGUACCGGGGCGAGUGGAGUCACGGGUUUAAGGGUCGCUAUGGGGUCCGGCAAAGCGUCAACACACCGGCCAGGUACGAGGGGACUUGGAGUAAUGGGCUACAGGACGGGUAUGGCAUUGAGACCUAUGGAGAUGGCGGUACUUACCAGGGGCAGUGGACUGGAGGAAUGAGACAUGGAUACGGUGUUCGACAGAGUGUGCCUUAUGGAAUGGCCACAGUUAUUCGUUCACCCCUUCGAACCUCCUUAGCUUCACUUCGCAGUGAGCAGAGCAAUGGCACUGUACUUCAUGACAUUACAGCAGACAGCCCUGCUGGAACCAGAGGAGGCUUUGUGCUCAACUUUCAGAGUGACAGCGAAGGAAUGACCAGUAAGAAAAAGGGCCUGUUUAGAAGAGGCUCCUUUCUAGGUAGUUUGAAGCUUCGAAAAUCUGAAUCUAGAACAUCUAUAUCAAGCAAACGCAGCUCGGUUCGGAGCGAUGCAACAAUGAGUCGCAUUAGUUCCAGUGAUGCCAACUCUACAAUUAGCUUUGGGGAUGGGGACUUACCUGAUGAUUAUUUCCCGAUGGAAGACCAUGUUGAUGCUACAACAACUGAAACAUAUAAUGGAGAAUGGAAGAAUGAUAAGCGGAGUGGGUUUGGCAUCAGUGAGCGCUCAAAUGGAAUGAAGUACGAGGGAGAGUGGCUGAACAACAAGAGGCAUGGAUACGGGUGCACAAUGUUUCCAGAUGGCACAAAGGAAGAAGGAAAGUACAAAAACAAUGUUUUAGUGCGUGGAAUUAGGAAGCAACUUAUACCCCUUAAAAAUACGAAAACUAAAGAAAAAGCUGUUAGAGCUGUGGAAGGAGCACAACGGGCAGCGGCUAUUGCUAGAACAAAAGUUGAAAUAGCUGCUUCAAGAACCGCACAUGCAAGGGCUAAGGGAGACGCUGCAGACCAGGCAGCCCAGGCUGCCUGCCAGGAAUCUGAUCUUGCAAGAGCCGUUGCCAGGGAACUUUCUCCAAGCUUCCACCAGCCAGGCCCUGAUUACCUCAAGCAGAGGUUUAAUGAAACUGUUGAGAUCAAGGAGGCCCCAGAAGAGAAAAUUAAGGAAAACCCUCCCCCAUCCCCAUCAGACAGUCCUCAUUUUUACAGGAAAGGAACAACUCCCCCUCGAUCUCCCCAUGAGAGCCCUGGACCCACCCCACCCCCAUCUCCCCAAAGAAGCACAAAGAAGAAGCAGACCAGCAGCAGCUCUGGAGGGAAGCUGAGCAAGGAAGACAAGGUCCCAACCACUGAAAACUUAGCAGCCAGCUCCAGCAAGUCAGGGUCAAGAACAUCAGUGAGGCAGGAAGCACCCCCCAAACCUGUCAAGAAAGUGGAACCUGCUCACAAUCCCACCACCUCUGGAAACGGACAGUUACACUCUCAGUACCAUGGCUAUUUAGUGAAGACAGACAUGAAGCUGCCACCUGAGGAGCCUGAAGAUAUCGACUACAACGUAUCCCAUGCAGCUAUAGGCAGACAGGCGCCCCCUCUGAAGCAGAGCAGAGCACCCCCUGCCAAGUCCCUAAAGGCAAAGCAAGUUGCCAAAGAAAGCAAACCCGAGUCAAAACUCAAGAAAACGGAAUCCUCAAAACCAAAGAGCCUAUCAGAAACCAAGAAAGCCAGCAUCGAGGUCACAAGUGAAAUUGUAGAGGUUGAAUCAGGUCCUAACUCAAUUUUGGUUGCCCUUGUUAUGCUAUUGAAUAUUGGCUUAGCAAUUCUUUUCAUCCAUUUCCUGACUUGAUGGAACAAUAGCUCAGAGUGUGACUUAACUGGAAAUGAAAUGUACGGAGAAGCACUUUUAGUUGAUGGAAGUGAACAGCUGCGAGAGGAAUGUGCUCAGAGGACUUUGCUGCAAUGGGAGCGAUUUCCAGUGUUCACUCUUAUCUCACUAGAAGAAAUACACAUGUUUAGCAGCAUCACUCACCAGUCUUAUUCUGUUACCUCUGCUGCUUCUUCUAACUUCUCCAAUAUUGUUGUAGGAGAUUCAAUUUUACACACAAGUGCAUGACACUGUUCAUUACUUUUUUUUUGUUUUUGUUUUUCUCUAUCAUAAAAAUGUAAACCUUUUGUUUGAUGUAUAACCAAUUGAUACCACUCAGCCAAGAGUUCCUUUUCAUUUGCUGUUUUUUAACAAAAUAAUAAUAAAAAAACAACAACUUGCAACUUUAAUACAAAAGGUGCAUUAACAGGUUUACAGACAUUGUUACACAACAUUACGGAAAUUUGACAAACAAAGGGUUUAUUGUUUCUUCACAAUUUUGACUAUUUUUAGAAAAUUGGUUUGUGGCAUUUGUUCAUCACACUACAUAGAAAGCAGAAAGUGUAAUCUAACUAAAGUGAAAUCUGAGGAGCAUAAAGGGUUGUCUUGUUUGGUUUGCAUGUUUCACUAUAAAUAUUUGUUUUAGCUAGUUGGAACACAUUGUGACUGAAUUUACUAACUUAAUACAAUUAUAAGUGUUAAUUUAUGUAUCUAUUUUUUUCUUUUUUUUGUUUACUUAUGACAUGAUAUUGUAAAAUAAGCAUCGACUAUGUGCAUGGGAUAUUGUUAACUAUUGACAAUCAUGUC
Molecule: messenger RNA, 3115 nt
Organism: Polyodon spathula (Mississippi paddlefish)
Lineage: Eukaryota; Metazoa; Chordata; Actinopteri; Acipenseriformes; Polyodontidae
Product: junctophilin-1-like
Exons: 6
Coding region: 284-2290 (668 amino acids)
Cellular component (GO): junctional membrane complex; plasma membrane; endoplasmic reticulum membrane
Source: RefSeq, a predicted model, not a curated record